GUCAAGGGUCAGCUAUGGUUGAAGCAAGUCCUUGUGCUAUACUAAGUCCAAAAUGUGAGUGAUCUACGGUCUCCACUGCAGAAUCAUUCAGUGUUCAAAAUGUUGGCGGUCUGUGAGAAACUUCGCGAGGUGGACGCUAAAAGCAGGAGACUCGGGUUAGUGUGUACGGAGACAGGCUACCUCCGUGCACUGCUGGACGCCAUGGCCAACAAGGACACCAUGGUAGAAGCGGAGGCGCUCAAAAGUCUGGGCGACGUGAACGUGGAAAAGGGACGACUCGACAAGAAUGCUCUAAGAUUCGACAGGGCCACGAGCCUGUACAGGGCUGCACUGCUUCGGUGUGAGGACGCAGAGGUGAGAGAGAGCCUCGCACAUCGGUGUCGGUACGCAGUCAAACUAUUAUUGGGGAGGGUGACGAAAAAACCCUUGGGCCACCAAGUUACUUAUAAGCUGCAUACUAACGACAGGGAAUUGUCUUCGCCUGCGAAGGUGGCCGAGAAGUUUCUUCACCUGGAUCGAAGGUUGACCCGUGACUGUGACAACACCUCAGUGCUGAUUGAAUACACCAAGUUAAUGAUAGAAGGGAUCGUAAACAAGGACAUUAUGUUAGAGAUUGAAGCCAUUAAGAGUCUCGGCGACGUGUACCUGAGGAAAGGUACACAAAGUAGAGAUACGACAUGUUUGACCAAGGCCACUGCUCUGUACAACACUGCACUGGCACGGUGUGAGGGGGUACAGGGCACAGUGGCGCUCAUUCACCGCUUAUUGUACACGGCAAGAAUCAGACAAGACAUGCAAAGAACUGGAAAUGAGGGUUCAAGGUUCAGACAACGACAACAGUACAGACGCCAUCUGUCACUGGACUUGCCUUUCACGUCACCGAACACAGAGGGACAAAAGUUCAUGUUACCGAGUGACUACAUCUCCAGCCAGACGCCCAAACCCGUCCCAGACUACAGGUCAUACCAAGAGGAUAUGACCAUAGGGGACCGCGCACUGACUGAUGGGAAGCUGGACUUAGCUGAACGGAAGUUUGCAGCCGCUCUGAAACUCAUUCACGAUCCUACCAAACCCGACCGACGUAAAGAGGUCGACUGUCUGUGCAGACUGGGUGAUGUCUACGUCAGGCGAGGUAAAAGAACAAAAGAAGGUAGACAUUUCACACAGGCAGCAGCUCUGUACAACGCAGCCAUGGCCAGAACGGACGAAAAAACACACAGCUUGACGCAAAAACUACAGGAGAUAGAGCAAAGCCUUCUCCAAUACACUGCAGAUGUGGACAGCAAAUCCAAUCCGACUGAUCAGGCCAUGCGGCAUAAGAAGCGAUUAGAAGACAUUCGUUACCGUGCGAAAUUACAGCUAGAGGCCAUUGAUCAGCAGUAUGAUCCUUAUCAAUAUGAAGAGGACGAUCCAUGCAUGCGAACAGUCGAGGCUCAACGUGCUGAAGCAGUCAAGGUUUUGUUCAAGACCAUCGCCAAGGAUAGGCAGAUUUUUAUCCGUGAACUUGUUGACGAGUGUCUUGAAACGCUAGGUCCUCCUCCGUGCCAGUACGCUUUCAUCGGAUUAGGGUCACAGGCAACAGAACUGGUCACACCUUACUCAGACCUGGAGUUCGCCAUUCUGAUUGAGGAAGGAAAGGACAAUGAUGACACGCGGCGGUACUUCAUCAGCCUCACACACUACCUACACCUGAAAGUCAUCAGCCUCGGAGAGACCAUCCUCCCAGCCAUGGCCAUCCCCUCACUGAACGAUUAUCAAUCGGAGGACUCGGAGAAAAACUGGUUCUUUGACUCGAUCACACCUCGUGGAUUUGCCUUCGACGGUUUCAUGCCAUGGGCAUGUAAGACUCCGUUUGGAAGAGACAAGACAAAGAUGAAACCACAGGUUAGCCUAAUCCAGACCCCAACCAAUAUGGCAAAGUUUCAGCACCUGGACAUUUCUGUGUCAGAAGGGUACCACCUGUCAGACAUUCUCAGACGUUAUGUUUUCUUAGCAGGGGAAGAGGCUCUGGUAAACGAGUAUGAGAAAAAGAUUUCGGAAAUCAUCACAGAUGGUCUCCUCUCACAUUUCAAAUCCCGUCUGACUGCUAUGCAAAUAUUGUAUGAGAACAGGGAUCAGUUUUCUAACCGUGAACCUACUGGAGAACUGCUAAAUGUCAAGAAAGACAUAUAUCGUUUCCCAGGCAUAGCAAUCGAGCUACUAGCUCUGUGCUGUCAGAUCACACUGGCCAGCGCGUGGGAUGUGAUAGAUAGAUUGAAGGAAAUGGGAAAGAUUGAAGAGGAGAACGCCGCACACCUUACAGUACUGACCAGCAUCUCGGCAGAGCUCCGACUAAGAACAUACAUGGCCAACGGAGGACAAAAAGACAAUCUGUCCCCACUUACCGAAAUCAAAUAUGAAUCAGAACCUCACGAGAUGCCUGACUCUAUCCUGCGAUCCGUAUUCUAUAUUCCAGACGCCAAGGCCCUUUUCAGAUACUACUGUAGGGCUAUCCCUUUGAAGAAGUCUAUCCCUAACACGGUUCACGAUAGUCUGGAGGUUCAGUCAAGGCGGCUUUUCAAAACGACUAUGUUCGAUGCCUCCAAUGAAUGUUUGGGGCAAAUAGCAAACAAACUAUUGUUGCAAUACACAUCCAAACGCCACUGGGAAGCAGCGCUAGCUGAGGUCGGCAAUAAUGCUAUCAAACGUUCUAAGAUCUGUAAUAAAUUGGGACAAUAUUGGGUAUUUGGUAGUGAUAUUUCUAAAGCAAAGCACUACUUCGAGCAGUCACUAAGGAUAUGUAGAGGUUUUUAUGGAGACAACGUGGCACAUCCGGACAUUGUAGAUUCACUUAUGAACAUGGGGGUAUAUUGGACGCAACUCGGAGAUCAGAGGCAAGCAAUUAGCUACUUCGAACAAUCAUUAGCAAUGUCUAAAAGUAUCUACGGAGACAGCAUGGUACAUUUGGACAUUGCUGUGGCAUAUGAGAACCUUGGAAUAUGUUGGAGUCAACUUGGCGACCAGAAAAAUGCAAUCAGCUACUUGGAACAAUCACUAAGGAUGAGAAGAAACAUCUAUGGAAACAACACGGCUCAGUUGGGUAUCGCCAUGUCACUAAACCACCUGGGAGGGGAAUUUGCAUAUAUCCCAUGA
This is a messenger RNA of Branchiostoma floridae (Florida lancelet), 3132 nucleotides long. RefSeq lists its product as uncharacterized. The record is from RefSeq and is a predicted model, not a curated record. Lineage: Eukaryota; Metazoa; Chordata; Leptocardii; Amphioxiformes; Branchiostomatidae. Bases 100 to 3132 code for a protein of 1010 amino acids. The transcript has 6 exons. Gene Ontology annotation, molecular function: [protein-PII] uridylyltransferase activity; protein binding.